AUGUGGAUAUAUAGUGUGAGGUCCACUAAAGCUCCAGCCAAUAAGGCUUUGGCUACGGCAUCUCCUACUCUCAACGGAAACGAAGCGAAGCGAAACACCGCUGCUGAUCCUACCUUCUCCUGCAGCUGUGCUGCCCGCUGCUGCUCUGCCUGUUACAGCUGUCCUGUCUGCUACAACUUCUUCACUCGCUACUACUCUGUCCGCUGCAGUGGUCCUGUCAGACCAUUGGAGAAAUUGGGGGGAGAUGAUCCGAGCGAGGUUGAUGACCCGGAUGAUUUGGCAUUCUUGGUCGGAGGAGCACCGGAACUAAGGAUGGAGAGAUCGGUGUUUGAAGCUCUCUGUAGAAUAUUAGAAGAGAGUGGUCAUUUGAGAAAAAGCCGAUAUGUUUCAGUACAGCAGCAGGUUCAUGUAUUUAUCUACAUAGUAUCGUCACCUGCGGCCAAUAGAAAUGCUCAAAGUCGCUUCCAACACUCUGACACUCUUACACCAACUGAGAUCACGCUGAAUACAAAAUUAUAUCCCUACUUCAAGGACUGCAUUGGCGCUAUUGACGGCUCAUUGGUUCCUGCUCGUGUUGCUGCGGGAAAGAACUCUUUUGCAUAUAGAUGCCCGGGCUGGGAAGGGGCAGCAAACGAUAGUGGAGUAUUGGACGAUGCUCUAUCAAAAGGUUUUACUAUACAGUCUCCGAACCGUUACUGCCUUGCUGAUGCAGGUUACGGUUUAACACCAAACUUCUUGACACCCUACCGUAGAAUGCGAUAUCACCUAAAAGAGUUUUCGUUAGGUGACCAAAAACCCCAGAUGCUUGGAUCGCUGGCUGACGAAAUCUCGUCAUACAAUCGCUAUUACUAUUCUAUGUUUGUAAAACUCCACGCGGUGCGGGUGGUUCACAAAUAUAUUGGCAUAGAUUCGCCUCUACGCUGCAUGACCUUACCGGCCUCAUCGACCCCACCUCAAACACACCUCAUCCACCUCAUCCUCCUCAUCCUCCUCAUCCACCUCAUCCACCUCACCACAAACCCCACCCCCGAAAUCUUCACGUAG
Molecule: messenger RNA, 1044 nt
Organism: Morchella sextelata
Lineage: Eukaryota; Fungi; Ascomycota; Pezizomycetes; Pezizales; Morchellaceae
Exons: 12
Coding region: 1-1044 (347 amino acids)
Source: RefSeq, a predicted model, not a curated record